AUGGACGGCACUAAAGUCAAAAAUUGGACGCUGAGCUCUUCUUCUGUAAUUUACAAAGCCGACUCAAAAGAAGGUACCCAAUCAAUAAAGAUCACUGGGACUACAAAAAUUGAAUCAGUUGACCAGAACAUACCCUUUGAGGAAGGUUUUCAAUACCAACUCUGUUGCUAUGCAAAACUUACAAAUAACACAAAAGCUUUCUUCCAAUUUUCCAUUGAAGAAAGAGCUGAUGGUAAGUAUGUGACUGGGUACUAUAGUCAGGCGUACAGCCGAAGCAAUGGGUGGGAACAGUUUUGCUUUAAAACACCUGAAAUAAAAAACAGCAGUCACACAUUUGAUGCCAUGUUUUAUGUUCACAAAGACACGUCAGGCGUUGUAUUAAUAGACAGUGUCUCUGCAACAAAAGUAGUAGCUUGGCUUGAGAACGUUGAAGUAAACAGUUAUAGACAAGAAAUAGAAGACUCCCAGAAGAACUUUGAAGUGUUCAUUAAACACAACGCUUCAACAGAAAUUAAAUAUACUAACUUUAAAAUGACUGUAAACAUAUUAAAAAACAAUGUUAUAAAGAAGACAAAGACUCUUGACGUGACUUCACAACUUAUUUCUUGCACUUUUUAUAACGAAUUUACAGAGAAGGGGAUAUAUGUUGUUGUCGCCGAGUUGUUAUAUAUACCAGACAAUACAAAAGAGCUUGUCAAAACUCAAUUCAAUCGAGUCAGCGAUAAGCAAAGGAAAUACAAAUUUGAUAAAUACGGAAGGGUCUAUGAAAAUGGCAAACUGACGUUACCCAUUGGGAUGUACUUUUCUGUUAUCACAGAAGAAGAAAUGGAUUUAAUGAACAAAACUCAUAUAACUAUCAUGUUACCUUACAAUAAGCCAAACAUUGCAAUGUUAGACACAAUGAACACUAAAUAUGGUGAAAACCUCAAAGCUGUCAUUUCUGUGAAAGAUUUGUACUCUUACGAUUUAGCCACUUGUAAUAAAGUCAGAGACUAUCCCAACACUGAGUACAAAACACUUCUCAACUACUUGGAGAUGUACAAAAACCAUCCAAAUGUCUUUGCGUGGUAUGUCGACGAUGAAACACCUGAAUGUGGACUUGAUGAAAUGAUUAACUUGACUAUGACUGUCAGAGAUAAAGACCCAAAUCAUCCAUGUUACUCAGUCUAUUUCCAGUACUCUAAGACGGUGACCUUUUUGCCUGCUUUCGAUGCUUAUGGAAUGGACAUAUACCCAGUAAAUCAGUCCACUGUAUACUCAGUCUACUUCGCACAGAAGUACAUAAAUGAUGCAACUAUGGGAAGACGUUCAACAUGGCCAGCAAUUCAAGUGUUGAAUAACCAGGCGUACGAAAAGCAAAAUGCAAAAUACCGCGCUCCAACACUUCAAGAACUCCGAGCGAUGAAUUGGCUGAGUUUCAUCGGAGGCGCAAAAGGCGUCUUCUAUUAUUCAUACUUUGAUUUGAUACGAAUGAACAGCACUGAUCCUUUUGAAGAAAGAUGGAAAGACAUUGUCCAAUCAAGUGAUGAAGUCUACAAUCUUCAAAACGUCAUUCUUUCAAUUGAAGAGCCCUCAAUUUAUAGUGUUGAAGUUGAAACAGACAAAGUCGUCUUUACAAAACGGAGAGUUGGCAACGACGAUUACUUUAUCGUUUGUAACGCAGACGAAAAAAGUGAGAGAACAGCAACAAUACAGCUUAUAGGAAAUGGCUACCAGAAGGUAAUGGGAAUAGGACAUGAAGAGAGUGUAGAUGGAAAAUUAAUUAUUCACUUGAAACCAGUCGAUGUCUUCAUUAUCAAAUUCGAGUCUUCUGCCAAUCAAGCAGAUUCGUCUCUAGUUCAACUUGUGGUUCUCCUCAGUAUAUUGCUCAUUGUAGCUUUUUAA
Messenger RNA from Entamoeba invadens IP1, 1884 nucleotides. RefSeq lists its product as hypothetical. NCBI's taxonomy places the organism in Eukaryota, Evosea, Mastigamoebida, Endamoebidae. Gene Ontology annotation, molecular function: hydrolase activity, acting on glycosyl bonds. The transcript has a single exon. The record is from RefSeq and is a predicted model, not a curated record. The coding region runs from base 1 to 1884 and encodes 627 amino acids.